UUCAUGUAUUAUUCCGAAUAAAGAAUAGUGGCUUUAUUGACCAAGAUAGUUGGUAGAACAAAACGCCACCGUUUAGUCAGCUCCGCCUCACUUCGCCUCCCCAUCUCCCCUCCGCCGCCGCCGCCGCCUCUUCCAUUUCCUUGAUUUCUCGAUGGGAAAAGGCGGGGGCUGUGUCCCUAGCAAGAAAAAGUUCCCCAAUCACACCACCGCCGCCGCCGCCGAGGACGACCAUGAACUCCCCGAGUCCACCCCCACCGAAAUCGCCGCCGACGAAUCCGCCAUCCCUCCGCGGAAUCUGAGGCUCUUCAUAGUCUACUACUCGAUGUACGGCCACGUGGAGGGCCUCGCGCGCCGGAUGAAGCAGGGCGCCGACUCCGUCGCCGGCGUCGAGGCCGAGCUCUACAGAGUCCCGGAGACCUUGACCGACGACGUCCUCGCCAAAAUGCAGGCCCCGCCCAAGGACGAUUCGAUCCCAGAGAUCGGAUCGCCCGCCGAUUUGGCAGCCGCCGAUGGAUUUUUGUUCGGUUUCCCCACGAGAUACGGCUCAAUGGCGGCGCAGAUGAAGGCGUUCUUCGAUUCGACUUCUCAAUUGUGGAAGGAGCAGAAGCUGGCUGGGAAGCCUGCCGGAUUCUUUGUCAGCACCGGGACUCAAGGAGGCGGACAAGAGACCACUGCGUGGACAGCGAUCACCCAAUUAGCUCAUCAUGGGAUGCUAUUUGUUCCGAUUGGAUACACAUUUGGUGCGGGCAUGUUCAGAAUGGAUUCCAUUAGAGGGGGUACUCCAUAUGGAGCUGGGGUUUUCGCAGGUGAUGGCACAAGGGAGCCAAGUGAAACGGAGCUGGCUCUCGCAGAGCACCAAGGCAACUACAUGGCUGGCAUAGUCAAGCGGCUAGCUAAUCCCUGACAGCAUCAAAAUUUUCAGUCCUUGAGUAUCGUGUUUCAUGAUAGGUAUUGCUCAUUCAAUUCUUGAUUGUGAACUAUUGAAGUUCCUGCCCCAUUAUCCAUUGUUUUUUUUUUGUCGUCUUCAUUUAAGAUUUGUUUGCCAAUUCAAUUAUUUUUGGUGAAUGGUUAUGAAGUGUAUAUGUGUUUACAUUUCUGGUCGAUUGCUGUGUAAUAAGGUGUGGUGCGUUUGGAUUUCUUCGUAGUGUAUAAUAUCGUAUAUAUACUAGAUAUUUUCUUCCUCUUUUAAUUGAGAUAAUUUGUUGAA
Salvia hispanica is the source of this 1207-nucleotide messenger RNA. Its product is annotated as Quinone reductase family protein. NCBI's taxonomy places the organism in Eukaryota, Viridiplantae, Streptophyta, Magnoliopsida, Lamiales, Lamiaceae. Gene Ontology annotation, cellular component: membrane. The record is from RefSeq and is a predicted model, not a curated record. Gene Ontology annotation, molecular function: FMN binding; NAD(P)H dehydrogenase (quinone) activity.